This is a messenger RNA of Patella vulgata (common limpet), 3441 nucleotides long. RefSeq names its product elongation factor-like GTPase 1. The record is from RefSeq and is a predicted model, not a curated record. Gene Ontology annotation, biological process: cytosolic ribosome assembly. Gene Ontology annotation, molecular function: GTPase activity; ribosome binding; GTP binding. Bases 129 to 3326 code for a protein of 1065 amino acids. The transcript is spliced from 22 exons. Lineage: Eukaryota; Metazoa; Mollusca; Gastropoda; Patellidae. Gene Ontology annotation, cellular component: cytosol; ribonucleoprotein complex.
ACUUUAUGCAGAGUUAACCCCCCUUUGUUUAUAAAUCUUCCAACUGCACGUGUAGAAAACAUUUCUGGAAAUUGGGCAAUAUAAUAUCCGAAUUUUACCUAUUUAUUUUAUGAUAUCGUUGCUAUAAUAUGAAGCGAAACACACCACAACAAGUAUCCAGUUUACAGCAGACCCUACCCAAUGUGCGCAACAUCUGUAUACUAGCUCAUGUAGACCAUGGAAAGACAACAUUGGCUGAUGCCCUGGUUGCUAGCAAUGGAAUUAUAUCCCAGAGAAUGGCUGGAAAGAUGAGAUAUAUGGACAGUAGAGAAGAUGAACAAAUAAGAGGAAUAACAAUGAAAUCUAGUGCUAUCUCUCUUCUUUAUAACAACGAUGAUAAAGAUUACUUGAUCAAUUUGAUAGAUUCCCCAGGACAUGUUGAUUUCUCUAGUGAGGUAUCAACUGCUGUUAGACUGUGUGAUGGAGCUUUGUUAAUGGUAGAUGUAGUUGAAGGCGUUUGUCCACAGACCCAUGCUGUUCUACGUCAGGCUUGGUUAGAAAAUAUAAAACCAGUGCUAGUCCUUAAUAAGAUAGAUCGUUUAAUCACAGAAUUAAAAUUCUCUUCAACAGAAGCUUAUAUUCAUCUGCAACAGAUAUUGGAACAGGUGAAUUUAUUAACAAAUGAACUAUAUACAUCAGAAGCUAUGGGGAAAACAUCAGCUGUUGCAGAUGAGUGGUCAGAGUCCAUAAGUGGAGAUGCUCAGUCAUAUGAUUGGACAAAAUUAGAAGAUGAAGAAGAAGAUAAGAAUAUAUUUUUUUCACCUGAUAGAGGAAAUGUUAUCUUUGCCAGUGCUCUAGAUAGCUGGGGUUUUACUAUAUCACAUUUUGCUGAAAUGUACAGUAAAAAACUAGGUUUUAGUAAAAAUGUUUUAACUAAGACCAUUUGGGGUGAUUAUUAUGUCAAUAUGAAGACGAAAUCUAUACAGAAAGGUGCACAAUUUAAAGGAAAGAAACCAUUAUUUGUGCAGCUGGUAUUAGAUAAUAUAUGGUCUGUAUAUGAUGCUAUAUUUAUAAAAAGAGAUAAAGAUAUGAUAGAAAAAAUCCAAAAAACUCUGUCGUUAAAAAUAGCGCCUAGAGAUGCUUGUCAUAAUGAUGCUCGAGUACAGUUACAGGCCCAUACUAGCCAGUGGUUACCUAUUUCAAAAGCUGUUUUAUCUAUUGUUUGUGAUAUUCUCCCUUCGCCAUUACAAAUCAGUGAAGAAAGAACAGAAAAACUCAUGUGUAAUCAGGCUCAAAGAUUUGAUUCUCUACCCAAAGAAACACAGGCGUUAAAAUCAGAUUUUCUAGCCUGUAAUUGUGGUGAUGAUUCUCCAGUUAUUGUUUUUGUAUCUAAAAUGUUUCCUGUUGAUAGAAAAAUCUUACCACAGAAUAGACAAAGACCACUGACAAAAGAGGAACUUCAAGCCAGAAGAGAAAAAGCUGUACAAAGACAUGCUGAGAGAAUGAGUAAAUUAAAACUUGACGAGGAAAGUAUAAAUGGUACACCUAUACAAGAUGUUAAUGAUACAGGUCAAGAAGAAGAACAUAAUGAUGAUGACCAAGUUUUUAUAGCGUUUGCUAGAAUAUAUAGUGGUACAAUAAAACGUGGACAAACAUUAUAUAUAUUAGGUCCUAAACAUAAUCCAGCUACAGCUUCAUAUGACAUUGAUCCUGCUUUAAGUCUGAAAGAUCUAUCAUCUAAUCAACAUAUUACAUCAUUUACUGUUAAUAAUUUAUAUCUAUUUAUGGGAAGAGAAUUAGAGUUAAUGGAAGAAAUACCAGCUGGAAAUAUAUUAGGUAUAGGAGGUUUAGAAGAUCAUAUAUUAAAAUCAGCAACAAUAUCAUCUACUAUAUAUUGUCCAGCAUUUACAAGUAUGUACUUUGAUGCUCUACCAAUAGUUAGAGUUGCUAUAGAACCAAAACAAGCAAGUAAUAUGAAAGCUGUGACAGAUGGAUUAAAGUUAUUAAAUCAAGCUGACCCUUGUGUUAUAGUUAGUGUACAGGAAACGGGUGAACAUGUUAUAAUAACAGCUGGUGAAGUACAUUUACAAAGAUGUAUUGAUGAUCUACAAGAAAGAUACGCAAAAGUAGAAGUUUCAGUAUCUAAACCCAUUGUACCAUUUCGGGAGACUGUAACCCUUCCUCCUAAAGUAGACAUGGUUAAUGAGGCUAUUAUUGACCAAAAUCAACCAACAAAAUCAAAUCGCUUGAAACAGUUCGAAGAUGAUGAUGAAGUGAAAGGGGAAGGAAUCGUUGAAAUAUUUACGCCUGAUAAAACUUGUCUUAUUCGUAUUCAUUGUGUUCCUCUGCCUAAAGCAAUAACAGAACUUCUAGUUGAACAUUCAGAUCUUUUAAAGGCUUUACAUAAAACAAGUAAAACAGACGAUACAGAAAAUGUCUUAAACUCGACUGCUGUUCAAAAUCUCAUUGAUUUUAAAUCAAAAAUAGAAAAUAGUUUUAAUCAAGAACACAAAUCGUGGAAAGGUGCAUGUAAUCAAAUAUGGUCAUUUGGUCCGAAGAAAACUGGUCCAAAUAUAUUACUCAACCGAAUACCAGAUUAUAACCGGCCAUCUGUAUGGAGCUGUUUAGAUCCAGCGACCAAUUCUCAGACAACAUUUCAAGAUUUAGACAGUUGCAUUAUCAAUGGAUUUCAAAUGGCUACAUUUGCAGGUCCAAUGUGUGAGGAACCUAUGCAUGGUGUUUGUUUUAUAAUAGAAAAAUGGGAAUAUUUAAACUCAACAUCAAACAGACAAGUAGACGAUAGAUGUGAAUCAAGUGCAGCCAUUCCUAGAAAGAGAGAAGUAUAUGGUCCAUUGUCCGGUCAGAUUAUGUCUAUAGUGAAAGAUGGAUGUAGAAAAUCAUUUGAAACACAGCCUCAAAGAUUGGUUGCUGCUAUGUAUAAAUGUGAGAUACAGGCUACAGCUGAUGUUUUAGGUAAAUUAUAUGAGGUAUUGGGUAAAAGAAAUGGACGUGUACUAUCAGAAGAAAUGAAAGAAGGAACUCAGUUAUUUAUUGUAGAAGCUACUCUACCAGUUGUUGAAAGUUUUGGUUUUGCUGAUAUUAUGAGAAAAAGAACUAGUGGCCUUGCUAGUCCUCAACUUAAAUUUAGUCAUUGGGAGAUAAUCGAUGUGGACCCAUACUGGGUGCCUACCACAGAAGAAGAAUAUCUGCAUUUUGGAGAAAAGGCUGACUCACAAAACUGUGCUUUGACUUACAUGAAUAAUGUGAGAAAACGUAAAGGUUUGAAAGUUGAAGAAAAAAUGGUUGAACAUGGAGAAAAACAAAGAACUUUAACAAGAAAUAAAUAACAACAUAUUUUCAAAUUUGCUGUUAUUUGAGUAAAAAUAAGUACUUUCAUCAGAAAGAAAAUAGUUGACUGUUUGACAAUAAAUAGUCCAAGUGGCAUGCACAGCCAGAAAGGAA